AUGCCUCCCCGCAAGCCCCGUUGCAACUUCAAGGAGUGCAAGGAAGCCGCCCAGCGCAUCGUCGGCGACUGCAGCUUCUGCGCUGGCCACUUUUGCUCUAAGCAUCGCAUGCUGGAAGCACACUCCUGCAGCGGGCUGGAGGACUGCAAGAAGGAGAGUCAUGCUCGUAACGCUGAUAAGCUGAACAGCGAGCGGACUGUUGUUGUGAAGGGCCGGGACUGUUCUCUGUUCUUUCUGCCUGAACAGGACACAGGACAGAUGGGGCUAUCUCCCCGUCUCCACCCCAUCCUCAUCUCCAACUCCGUCUCCGCAGGUGUCGCCUCGCCUACUUGCCUUUUCUUUCCCGUUUUGUCUGUCGCAGUGAUCUCGGAUUUAGCGCGGUGUUUCGUUCUACUUGAUCUUGGAUUCCUUGGAGAUGAGUUGUUCUGGUUUGGUUUGAUCUAUAUCUAG
This is a messenger RNA of Penicillium canescens, 450 nucleotides long. Its product is annotated as AN1-type zinc finger protein. The transcript is spliced from 2 exons. The record is from RefSeq and is a predicted model, not a curated record. The coding region runs from base 1 to 450 and encodes 149 amino acids. NCBI's taxonomy places the organism in Eukaryota, Fungi, Ascomycota, Eurotiomycetes, Eurotiales, Aspergillaceae. Gene Ontology annotation, molecular function: zinc ion binding.